GCAUGCAAUGCUUCUUUGAGCUGAUACUGAUAAUUUCUAUAAUUUUCUGUGUUGGUGGGACUUUGAUCCGUCGUGGGUUUGUUGGGGUUUGACCCCUUACAAUGUUCGUUGAUGCACUGCUCCAUUGAAUGGCGAAAAUACUCGAAACCCGCUUAAAGGCUGCUUGCAGCUUUAAUUUUAGUUGAAUAUUUAAAAUAAACAGGUUCAAGAUUUAUUUUGUUUAUACAAGUGUGUAUACAACUUUUUAACUAGAUUGUCACAUGAUCUCCUGCAUUUAUUAAAUAUAGAGAAAAGGGCAUGAAGGUCGCUCAGACAUUAUGAUGCAUUCUCUGGUAAUUGCAGAACAUCAUUUGAUGUUUGUGGUUAUGUGUCUUAAUCAGUGUUGGGUAAGUUACUCUGAAAAAGUAAUUAAUUACUAGUUACUCAUUACAUAUCCAAUAGUAUAAUUAGAUUACUGUCAAAAUACUCUGUCCAAAAAGUAUUUAGUUACUCAUUACUAAUUACUUUCUAUAUCCUACAUCAAUCAUGAUUAGUUAAGUGAGUCAAGGAUAGACAUGAAACGACACUUAAUUCAUUCAAAUAACUAAUAUUAUUAACUGACCAAAGUAUUACACAUGUGAGAAUUAUACAUUAAUGCACAGAUUUUAAAGUAAGACUUUUUUGAUGUCAUUUACAUACGCAUAUAUUUCACAAAGUAUUUAGUUUAAUUACAUCACAAGUAACUGUAAUUAAAUUACAGAAAACACCCUUACUUACUUUUCAAGGGAAAAGUAAUUUAAUUACAAUAACUAAUUACUUAGUAACUAGUUACACCCAACACUGGUCUUAUUCAACUGUUUAGUAAUGGAGAUUAUAAAUAAGCCUACUCCUCUUUAUUGAGUGUAUUUUGUGCAUAUUGCACAUUCAGUCAAACCAGUGAUAGAUGUCAGUCAUAUUCUUCAGCUGGUACCGCAUUAAUAUUCCUUUUGAGAAAGCCUGAUGGCAUGAGUAAGGUGAGAUCCACUUUAUGUGACAUGAUAAUAAAGGAAGUACGUUUUACCCUUAGGCAGCCACCUGCAUAUUUUGACAGACAGUCGAUAUCUACUAUUACAUCAGUGUAUUUUAAGAAUCCAACAACCCAGCAGAAUCCUCCACUGGCUUCUGCAGUUAACUGAACCAACGACGAGCACAAGCGGUGAACGAUGCUUUGCACUCAUCUUAUAGCGCAUAAAAAAGUUAGUAUUAAAACAGAAUAAUUAAUUACAAUAACAAAUAAAUUAUUUGCACAAUGUAAUAUGAUAAAUAAAUAAGAUCCUGAUAUUAAAUAAAUAAAUCAAACGUCCUUUGCGACUUAAAAGUCCUGUGUUUCAUACCAAAGCGAGCAAAAUAUUUGAAAGGUUUCCUUUCAUUUAGUAAUGUGAAACUUAACGUUAACCAUAAAAUAUUUUAAAACAAAAUAUGGCUUUUAAUUCGUUUGUUUAGCGGUGAAUUAAACAUGCAUUAUUUUCUGUAUAUCAUUUAGUUCCACAUAACAACUUAAAUUCCACAAAAGUCCACUUACAAUCCAGCGAUUCGGCGAGCUGCAAAUCAGUUCCCCGUAAUAUUACAAUGUACUUUCCAGUCGUUCAUAUGUAUCCUUUACAUUUUGUCAGGGGCUUUAAAUUUGAAAAAUUACAAUUUUAAUGUCUUCCUCGUAUUGCAGUUGUACUGCCUCUGGCUUCACGCUGCCUCUCUGUCCAUGUAAGCUGAAGCUGUAGGUACGUGUCUGGAGCUGCAAGUUGAGUUUAUCAACAUCCAUCAAUAUGACUCACAAAACAUGAAAACGUGCACUUUUUUGCAUCAUGGACACGGCUGAGUUCACCAAAGACCUUUGUACUCCAGCACUGAUUGUUGACUUGGAUAUAGUGAACAGAAAUGCUCAAGCAAUGCUGGACCGCUUCCAAAAGUUUGGGGUCCAACUGCGACCUCACAUGAAAACUCACAAAACUCUGGAAUGUGCAGACAUCAUGACUGGAGGCUCUCGCCGUUGUAUUGUGGUGUCUACUCUGGCUGAGGCGUCCUUCUACGCAGAUAAUGGCUAUGAUGAUAUACUAUACGCAUACCCACUGCCAUUUGAUAAAGUGGAGCACUGUGCUGAGCUUUCAGAGAGGCUUUCUCUAUUCCAUGUACUUCUGGACAACCGUCUUGCAUUACAGGAACUGAAGAAGAGACCACUGAAGCAGGGGAAGGUCUGGAGGGUGUGGAUCAAACUGGACUGUGACAAUGGGAGAGCGGGCAUUCCUCAUUAUGACCCAGCAUCACUGCAGCUUGCCCAGGAGAUUUCAGAGACGGCAGGGGUGGAGCUCACAGGAAUUUACGCCCAUUGUGGAAACACCUAUGGCUGUGAAGGAGAGGAGCAAAUCAAAGAUGUUGCUCAGAAAACUACAACGUUCACACUGCAGUUUAUGGAGAAGUUGAACGCUGCUGGAAUGCACAGUCCCAAAUCCAGCAUUGGCUCCACCCCUUCCUGUAGCCACCCAGUCCCAGACAUGGCCAUGUUAAGUGAAGUGCAUCCUGGGAACUAUGUGUUUUAUGAUGUGCAGCAGUCUCUCAUUGGAUCCUGUAGACUUGAAGAUGUUGCUGUACGGGUUUUGACGAGGGUCAUAGGUCACUACCCACACAGAAACCAGCUACUGGUAGACUGUGGGUGGGCAGCUCUGAGUCAUGAUGGUGGGGGACGUUUACCAACUGGAUACUGUAUCAUCGAAGGGCACCCAGACCUAAAGCUGCUGUCUAUGACUCAGGAACACGGCAGGGUGGAGUCCAUCUCUGGAAAACUGGACUUCAGUCAGUUCCCCCUGGGGUCACUCCUCUCAUUCAUGCCGUACCACGCAUGUGCUACAGCUGUGAUGCAUCCAGUGUAUUUUGUCCAUUCUAAAGGGAAAAUUAUAGGCAGAUGGAAACCCACUCGAGGCUGGUAACAGUCAGAGGGAGUCUGGGACAACUGGGAACUCUUUGGUUGAAAUGUUAUUGUCGUCAUUAAAGAAAUAUCAACUAAAGUAAUUAAACCUUGUACCAGUUGUGAAAUAACUGUAAAAGCAGGAAUCAAAACUCACUUUAGGAACUUUUAGAAACUGUGUAAUCUGAAAGUUCACAUUGGGCAUGUUUGUUUACAUAUAGCCAUGAAAGUAAUGAUGUUGCAGUUUAAAAACCUUAAAGCUACACUAGUAUUUCUGCACACUUACCUUAGAAACAACUUUUCUGCUUUUAAUCUAAAUUACUUUUCAUGUGGCAAACACAGUAAUGUGUGAUUUAGAAAUAUUGAUAGUAGUUUUUAUGAAUCACUGUAGACUAAUUUUGUAAUAAAAUCCUGUACCAUAAUAGCAAUAAAUAAUGAUACGAUU
Molecule: messenger RNA, 3362 nt
Organism: Triplophysa dalaica
Lineage: Eukaryota; Metazoa; Chordata; Actinopteri; Cypriniformes; Nemacheilidae
Exons: 8
Coding region: 1821-2939 (372 amino acids)
Biological process (GO): D-serine catabolic process
Molecular function (GO): D-serine ammonia-lyase activity
Source: RefSeq, a predicted model, not a curated record